AGUACAACGCCCCCCUGAGCGCGGAGUUCGUGGCCCGCCCCUCCGGCGUCUGCACCAUGAUGAAGCUGCCCUAUCAGGAGUCGGCGGAAGGGCUGGACGCGGCGUUCGUCGGGGUGCCGCUGGACACCGGGACCUCAAACCGACCAGGAGCCAGGUUCGGCCCUCGCCACAUCCGGGCGGAGUCCUCCAUGGUCAGAAGGUACAACGUCUCCACCCGCUCCGCCCCCUACGACUCCAUCAUGGUGGCCGACAUCGGCGACGUCAACGUCAACCUGUACGACCUGAAGGACAGCUGCCGGCGAAUCAGAGAGGCCUACCAGAAAAUCAUGGCACUGACGACCUCCGGGGAUCAUCACACGUUACAUUUUUUCUUCAUAGGAGGAGAUCACACGAUCACUUACCCCAUUCUUCAGGCCGUAGCAGAGAAGCACGGUCCGGUAGGCUUGGUACACGUGGACGCGCACACCGACACGGGAGACAUGGCGCUCGGCGAGAAGAUCUACCACGGGACGCCCUUCCGGCGCUGCGUGGACGAGGGCCUCCUGGACUGUAAGAGGGUGGUGCAGAUUGGAAUCCGAGGCUCCUCCUACACCGCCGAUCCCUACAAAUUCUGCAACGACCAGGGAUUCCGGGUCGUCAUCGCUGAAGAUUGCUGGUUCAAGUCUCUGGCUCCGCUCAUGUCGGAGGUCCGCCUCCAGAUGGGGGACAAGCCCGUUUACAUCACUUUUGACAUUGAUGGUAUCGACCCAUCGUUUGCCCCCGGCACAGGGACCCCGGAGGUCGCCGGUCUCACAACACAUCAGGCUCUGGAGAUCAUCCGCGGCUGCCGAGGACUGAACAUCGUAGGGGGUGACCUGGUGGAAGUCGCCCCAAUGUAUGACCUCUCAGGUAACACGGCUCUGACCGCCGCCAACCUCUUGUUCGAAAUGCUGUGCGUUCUACCCAAAGUGAAGACCUUCUAGGAGGGGCGUGGCCACCAUCGGACAGCGGGCGGCGC
Nanorana parkeri is the source of this 997-nucleotide messenger RNA. It is a transcript of the gene AGMAT, whose product is annotated as agmatinase. Gene Ontology annotation, molecular function: agmatinase activity; metal ion binding. The record is from RefSeq and is a predicted model, not a curated record. NCBI's taxonomy places the organism in Eukaryota, Metazoa, Chordata, Amphibia, Anura, Dicroglossidae. The transcript is spliced from 7 exons. The annotation marks the transcript as partial.